AUGGCGGAGUCCUCGUCCUCCUCCCCCUCGGGGUCGGGCUUCAAGUACCGCCCGGCCCCGUUGGCGCCGCUGCCGCCGCAGCUGGACCCGGCCUACUACGACGCCUCUCCGGAGAAGCGGCGGGCGGAGGCGGAGCGCCUGGCCAUCCGCGCCCGCCUCAAGCGCCGCUACCUGCUGCAGCUCAACGACCCCGCCCGGCCCGCCUUCAUCGAAGACCCGGCUGUGAUGCAGUGGACGUACGCCAAGGCAAACGUCUACCCUCAUUUCCGCAUCAACGCGAAAAUGUCCUUCUUGGGCAUCCUGUGGGGAAUAGGGCCCAUCGCUUUCUGGUGGUACGUCUUCAAAAAGGAAAGGGAUUAUAAAGAGAAACUCAUCCAAGAAGGCAAGUAUGAGCGGCCCUUCCAUAUUGCCUACUGA
This is a messenger RNA of Euleptes europaea (tarantolino), 417 nucleotides long. RefSeq names its product NADH:ubiquinone oxidoreductase subunit B4 (gene NDUFB4). The transcript is spliced from 3 exons. The record is from RefSeq and is a predicted model, not a curated record. Gene Ontology annotation, cellular component: mitochondrion. The coding region runs from base 1 to 417 and encodes 138 amino acids. Lineage: Eukaryota; Metazoa; Chordata; Lepidosauria; Squamata; Sphaerodactylidae.